UCCUCCUCCUCCUCGUUUCGCCUUCGAUAGUUCAUCCUUUAGUGGGGAAGCAAUUUGGCGACGGAUGAUGCAUUCUGCCACAACCCCCUCGCGAGCUCCGAUCAUAAGGUAAGAGGACGCGUUGAUUGCCGUCGAUGUCUCGAAAUCUUUUGUACCAUGUGUGAGGGUUUGAUGAUUUGGUACUAACGCAGUAAUUUGAAUGAUACAUAGUGCUGUUUCUUUUUUGUAGCAUAUAUUAAUGCACCCAAUUUUUCCUAUUAGAUGUCAUCUGUAAGAGAUGAAUUUUCCUGAUUUUUAUUGAACGGAAACUUCGGCAUUAUUUCUGUAUUAGAGAUACGACUUGUCACAAGAACAGGAAGGAAAAAGAAGGGGGGAAAAUUAGGUUGCCACUGCUCUCAUAGCUUUCUCUUGUUGCCAAGAUUUUGUUGUUCUGAUAGGGUUUUGUCUUCGAAUUAAGAACAAGUGCCAGUAGGGAGUAUGCAUGGAUUCCCGGUAAACUGCCUUUUCCCAAUUUUGUGAAGUUGCGAAGAAUUAUGACGAAAAGUAGUCCCCUUUCUGCAAAGUUUGGUUUGAGUCUCAGAAACGAAGCGACGGGAAGAGUGGAACACACGGUGGGUGACAAUGAUGCUGUGAUCAUUGUGGACCAUGGAUCUCGACGAUGAGUUCGUUGCAAUGUUCAAAGCUAGAACUGGUUAUCACAUAGUGGAGCCUGCUCAUAUGGAAUUGGCUGAACCAUCAAUCAGGGAUGCAUUUAAGUUAUGUGUGCAAGAAGGAGCAAAGCGUGUUAUUGUCAGUCCAUUUUUUCUUUUCCCAGGACGACAUUGGCAGCAGGACAUCCCUUCUUUAGUAGCUGACGCAUCCAAAGAACACUCAGGCAUAUCCUAUGUCAUAACAGCACCUCUUGGGCUACAUGGACUUUUGGUGGAUGUGGUGAACGAUCGAAUAAAUCACUGUUUGAGCCACGUAGCUGGCGAUGCAGAUGAGUGUACUGCAUGUGCUGGAACAGGAAAAUGUCGUCUUUACCAACCAUGACAUAUGCAUUUUGCAACCAGUUAAAAAGCCGUUGCUUUGGAUUCAAUUGGUUUUCCAAAGCUUGCAAUUUGCUUUUUCUUGACGCAUGUAAAUGAUAAUAUUUAUGUCAUCAAUCUGUUUAGAUAUCGA
This is a messenger RNA of Musa acuminata AAA Group (dessert banana), 1161 nucleotides long. RefSeq names its product sirohydrochlorin ferrochelatase, chloroplastic. Bases 646 to 1032 code for a protein of 128 amino acids. The transcript is spliced from 5 exons. The record is from RefSeq and is a predicted model, not a curated record. Gene Ontology annotation, molecular function: lyase activity. NCBI's taxonomy places the organism in Eukaryota, Viridiplantae, Streptophyta, Magnoliopsida, Zingiberales, Musaceae.